AUGUACCAGUCGCUGCAACUGCACGGCCACGCUCCCAGCGAACACACUAUCGGGGGCAAGCAAUACCCGUUCGAAGUGCAUGUUUUGCACAGCGACAAGGACAACAACCUGGCUGUGGUUGGAAUCUUCUUUGACUUGGACCCCCACGACAAACCGAACCCGUUCUUGACUCAAUUUUUUAGCCACUUUCACCACUUGACCAAGCCUGGCGACAACUUUACGCUGACGGCGCUCGACCCGUCGAGUCUCCAUGUGAGCGACAGCAAUAUAUUUCAGUACCAUGGCUCGCUCACCACGGAGCCGUUCACGGAAGGUGUCGAGUGGAAUGUGUUACAAAAGGUGCAGACCCUGUCUAAGGCGCAAUUGAAGCAGUGGUCCAAUGUCAUUCAUCACCCCGAUCCUCGUGAAAUCCAAGCCCUGAACGGACGCGUGGUGACCUUGCUUACCAAGGCCCAGUCGGUGUGCUAG
This is a messenger RNA of Aphanomyces astaci, 468 nucleotides long. RefSeq lists its product as hypothetical. The record is from RefSeq and is a predicted model, not a curated record. Gene Ontology annotation, molecular function: zinc ion binding; carbonate dehydratase activity. NCBI's taxonomy places the organism in Eukaryota, Oomycota, Saprolegniomycetes, Saprolegniales, Verrucalvaceae. The transcript has a single exon. The coding region runs from base 1 to 468 and encodes 155 amino acids.